CAUCCCACGAAUCCCACGGAUGACCCCACGGAUGCCGUUCUCCCGUUCUCCGUGCGCAGGCGUGUCUCACCGUCACCUGUCGGAUCACCUGUCGGAGCUGGUGGAGCAGACCCUCAGUGACCUGGAGCAGUCCAAGUGCAUCAGCAUCGAGGACGAGAUGGACGUGGCCCCGCUCAACCUGGGCAUGAUCGCCGCCUACUACUACAUCAACUACACCACCAUAGAACUGUUCAGCAUGUCCCUCAACGCCAAGACCAAGGUGCGGGGGCUGCUGGAGAUCAUCUCCAACGCCGCCGAGUACGAGAACAUCCCCAUCCGGCACCACGAGGACAACCUGCUGCGACAGCUGUCCCAGAAGGUUCCCCACAAACUGACCAACCCCAAGUUCAACGACCCCCACGUCAAGACCAACCUGCUGCUCCAGGCCCACCUGUCCCGCAUGCAGCUGAGCGCGGAGCUCCAGUCGGACACCGAGGAGAUCCUCAGCAAGGCGAUCCGGCUGAUCCAGGCGUGUGUGGACGUGCUGUCCAGCAAUGGCUGGCUGAGCCUGACCACCCCUGACCACCCCUGUCCAUCCUGUCCAUCCCUGACCACCCCUGACCAUCCUGCGAUCCGGCUGAUCCAGGCGUGUGUGGACGUGCUGUCCAGCAAUGGCUGGCUGAGCCCGGCGCUGGCCGCCAUGGAGCUGGCCCAGAUGGUCACUCAGGCCAUGUGGUCCAAGGACUCGUACCUGAAAUAG
Cyanistes caeruleus (blue tit) is the source of this 739-nucleotide messenger RNA. Lineage: Eukaryota; Metazoa; Chordata; Aves; Passeriformes; Paridae. The record is from RefSeq and is a predicted model, not a curated record.